Exophiala xenobiotica is the source of this 1946-nucleotide messenger RNA. RefSeq lists its product as uncharacterized. The transcript has a single exon. Bases 173 to 1015 code for a protein of 280 amino acids. NCBI's taxonomy places the organism in Eukaryota, Fungi, Ascomycota, Eurotiomycetes, Chaetothyriales, Herpotrichiellaceae. The record is from RefSeq and is a predicted model, not a curated record.
GUAUAUUCCACCGAGAUACUGUACAGCUUCUGCCGGGUCAUGUCUUGUCACCUUCAACUGCACAUUUUGUAGCAUUUCGUUCUUCCUUUGUUUUCUGUUUGAGUCGGUGCAUGUCUUUGUCUUCCACACUGAACCUCCAAGCUGGUUGAUCACAUUGCCUUAGCCUUGAGCAAUGCCUCCCCAUCCUAAUACCUUGCGGCCUUUGCUUCGUCUUCGGCUUGCAGCAACUUGUGCGAAACGUCGCUUUGCCAGCUCGCUCCCUCCCAAACCAGCAACGAAACCUCAAGGCUCCUCACAGCCCUCCUUUUCGCGAACGAUCCCUCAACGUCCGGGAGGACAAAUAGACCAUUCCUUGCCUCCAGAUUCCGCAAACAAGCAAUUUUACGCAGCAAAACUGUACGCUGCGGGCCAGCGAGAAAUAUACAGGCCGCGAUCGCAUGCUGGAGUUCUCGGGGCUUCGUACAUCAUAGCUGCAUCCUGCUUCAUCACAUCAGGAGCUUUGGCGUUCAGUAAUCUGUGGGCAUACGAUGCAGACUCGGGGUUUCACUGGGUUGUAAGAGUAGGGUACCGACUUGGGAUAAUCACAUUCACGGCGCUCGGAUGUAUCGCCCUCUUGCGCCCAAUAAACCUCAUUAGAUCGAUUGAUCUCGUAUCCUCAGACGGUGUGGUCAAGCUGCUGGUUCAGGUACGACGGCCUAUACCUUUCAUGCGACCAAAACAAUAUCUCAUUCCUCCUUACGAGUUUCGGAUGGAUCGGACGUUCGUGCAGCAGAUGGAAGAGCCUGAGUUUGUCCAUGAAGAUGCGCCCAGACCAAAGGGAGUCUUGUCAAGGAUAGCUCAAUCCAUCAGUCGAGCAAUCUGGUACCCGUUUGCUGCGACCAGGACGCUCAUGACUCUCGAGGGUAUCAUGUCCGUGACUUUGACUGAAGAAGGCACCAAAGCCAAGCUGGACUCACAAGGCAAAUUCUCCAACCAUGGAGAGGACAUCGUCAGAAUGGGAACUAUUGUCCUCUGAAAGCUCGAGCACAAGCAUAUGGACUAAGCUUAUGAAGUGUUGUGAUCAAGGAGCGUAAAUGGAGGUCAAAAGUUGUUAAGUUGGUUGGCUGCAAAAUUUGCCCUGGUCAAACGUCAUGUCUCAGAGAACAACGCUGUAUACAUCUCACGUUGAGCGUCUCUUUCAAACCUGUAAAUGCCAGGUGGCCUGCAUCUCCAAUUAUAGUUGGGCAGGAUGUUCGGGAUGUGAGCAUCGGCUCCUCCGGCUGAACAGACUCUACCGCCUCACGAAACUGCCUCACCAGCAAGCAGGCAAGCACGACCAGUUUUACCGCUUGGCGAGACAGCAAACUCGCCAACCUCAGCAGCACCCAAUCUUGCACAUCCUUCAGCAAGAGCUAUUUUGCAUCUUACUAGCAAAUAUCUCAAGCUCCCCUUUCAUAAUGACGACUCAGCCUGAACGAAGUGACGAAGAACGAACGGCAAAGGCAGCCCAGGUGGCGAUUACGGAUGUUGACGCCAGGACCGACACCAGAACACAAUUUCCCUUACCAGGCUAUCACCACUUCCACUGGGGCGCCUCUUCAGCUCAGCCUGCCGCGCCCAGUCGGCCUACUGUGGGCAGUCGAACAUAUCAGACACACUUACGUUCAGUCGACCGUCCCGUCGCAUUGGAGAGCCGCGCAAUUCGAAAGUUGCAACUUCGUUUUCCAGCCAGUACCAUGUCGCUUCGGGGGGUCGAAACUCGAUGAACAGAUUACUCAAGUCCAGUGUCACCACUCCAAGAAAGUGUCAGGAACGUCGCAAUAUUCAGAGGGAACUGGGGAUGGAUGUUCAGGAAACUGUCUAUAGUAUGAAUACUGUCUAUCAGAGUACCCGUCUUGGUAUAGGUUUAGUCCCAUAGCAGACGCCUAGGCACCGCAAAACAAGCCUGUUGCACCUGAUCAUCGUCC